Molecule: messenger RNA, 1527 nt
Organism: Vitis vinifera (wine grape)
Lineage: Eukaryota; Viridiplantae; Streptophyta; Magnoliopsida; Vitales; Vitaceae
Product: UDP-glycosyltransferase 71K1
Exons: 1
Coding region: 61-1470 (469 amino acids)
Molecular function (GO): UDP-glycosyltransferase activity
Source: RefSeq, a predicted model, not a curated record
UAAAGUGCUGCAUCAAGAAAAGUAGGAAUUCAGAAAAAGAAGAGACACCUGAGAAUUGCAAUGAAGAAAGCAGAGCUGGUGUUUGUCUCGGUAGCAGGCCGCGGUCACCUUGUAUCAACUGUAGAAUUCGCAAAACGCUUAAUCCAAAGGGAUGAUCGCUUUUCGGUCACCAUCCUCUCCAUCAACUCCCCAUUCGGCCCCGACGCGCAUGGAUACAACAAAUCACACCUUGCUUUUGAACCCGGUCUCAGUUUGAUCGAUCUCCCUCCACAGGAUCCCCCUCCACCUUACCUUAAAAAAUCCAUUGCACAAUUCCUGUCAGUUUACAUCGAGAGUUACAUUCCUCAUGUGAAAGACGCCAUCAUCAACCUCAAAUCAACUCGGCCUCUCGCUGGGGUAGUCCUUGAUUUUAUAUGCAUCUCAAUGAUUGAUGUGGCCAACGAACUGGGUCUUCCCUCAUAUCUGUUUCUAACCUCUGGUGCUGCUCUUGUUAGCCUCAUGCUCUACCUUCCCACCCGCCAUACACAAAUCAGCGCUGCCUUUGAGGACGCGGAUCCUGAGUUGGUGAUUCCAGGUUUCAUAAACCCAGUUCCGGUUAGCGUUUUGCCUGAAGCACUGAGGGACAAGCAUGGUGGUUAUGCCGCUUUUAUAAAGGUUGCUCAGAGGUUUAGAGAGGCUAAGGGCAUUAUAAUCAAUACAUUUACUGAGUUGGAGCCUUUCUUAGUGGGUUCCUUCUCCGACGGCCAAGCUCCUCCAGUGUACACGGUCGGACCAGUGCUUGACCUCGAGGGUCAGGCCCAUUCUAGUGCAGACCGGGCUGACCAUGAUAAGGUCAUGUCCUGGCUUGACACUCAGCCGGAAUCCUCUGUGGUGUUCCUAUGCUUUGGGAGUCUGGGCACCUUCGAUGUACCCCAGGUGAGAGAGAUCGCGCUUGGACUUGAGCGCAGCGGCCACAGGUUCCUGUGGUCUUUACGUCGGCCACCGCCAGAUGGGAAGUUCGGUAGCCCAAGUGAAGGCACGAAUCUGGAUGAGAUGUUGCCAGAAGGGUUCAUGGAGCGGAUCGGAGGAAAAGGAAUGAUCUGCGGUUGGGCACCACAAGUGAAAGUUCUGGCCCACGAAGCCAUUGCUGGGUUUGUAUCCCACUGCGGGUGGAACUCAAUCUUAGAAAGUGUGUGGAACAGUGUGCCAAUAGUCACAUGGCCACUUUACGCAGAACAAAAGUUGAAUGCAUUUGAGAUGGUGAAAGAAUUAGGAUUGGCAGUGGAGAUGAGAUUAGACUCCAGGUACGACGGAGAUGUUGUGAUGGCGGAGGAGAUAGAUGGAGCCGUAAGACGUGUGAUGGAGGCUGAUAGCACAGUUAGAAAGAUGGUGAAAGAGAUGGGAGAGAUGAGUAGGAGGGCUCUGAUGGAGGGUGGAUCUUCAUACAAUUCGUUUGAACGGUUGAUCCAUGCGAUGAUAAAUACCCGGUAAAUAGUACUGUUCCAAAUAUUUUUAAAAAUUAAUUUUAUCUAGGUGUUUUAUUUUCAA